Messenger RNA from Zootoca vivipara (common lizard), 3558 nucleotides. It is a transcript of the gene GIPC2, whose product is annotated as GIPC PDZ domain containing family member 2. Lineage: Eukaryota; Metazoa; Chordata; Lepidosauria; Squamata; Lacertidae. The record is from RefSeq and is a predicted model, not a curated record. Gene Ontology annotation, molecular function: protein binding.
UGCCAUCACCUGCCCGCCGGGUGGGUGAGCCGCGAGGAGAAGAGCGCACAGCCCUGAAGGGGCAGAGUCCAGGCAGCAGGGCGAGGAAAGAGCAGCAGCAGCAGGUGGCGGCGGCGGUUCUGCAGCUCGCCCCCCCCCGCCCUUUCUGUGGCUGCGUCCAGGCGCGCGGGAAAAUGCCUCUGGGGCUGAGGGGCAAGAAGAAAGGCAAGUCCAGGGAGACGUCCACGCUGGUGGAGGGCGAAGCCCCCCUGGCGCGGGGCAGGGGCGACGAGGGCGACGACGACGACGGCAGCGGCAGCGCCGUCGGCGGGGCUGGCGUCGGAGGAGGCUCCGCCGCCGCCUCCUCCUCCUCGGCACGCCAGGGCCCCAUCCGGCUGGUGUUCCACACGCAGCUGGCGCACGGCAGCCCCACGGGGCGCGUGGAGGGCUUCGCCAGCGUCAGGGAGCUUUACGCCAAGAUAGGCGAUGCGUUCCACAUCGCCCCCAGCGAGAUUAUGUUUUGUACUUUGAACACGCACAAAAUUGAUAUGGACAAGCUCUUAGGAGUGCAGAUUGGUCUCGAAGACUUUAUAUUUGCUCAUGUAAAAGGAGUCAAAAAGGAAGUGGAGGUUUUCAAAUCAGAGGAGUCACUUGGGCUUACCAUUACUGACAAUGGAAAUGGAUGCGCCUUCAUAAAGAGAAUUAAAGCAGGCAGUCUUAUUGACCAAAUAAAACUGGUAUGUGUUGGUGAUCACAUAGAAUCUAUAAAUGGAAAAAGCGUAGUGGGCUAUCGCCAUUAUGAAGUUGCUAAGAAUUUAAAGGACUUGGAGAAGGGUCAGACAUUUACGCUAAAAUUGGUAGAGCCUAUGAAAUCAUUUGAAAUGAUUGAACCACGGUCGAAAGGUGGAGGUUUUGCAGAGGGAAAAAUCUCCCGAGGGAGAGAGACUCUUCGACUGAGAUCCAAAGGCCCUGCAACAGUGGAAGAAAUGCCUUCAGAUGUUGAAGAAAAAGCUACAAAGAAGGUAGAUGAUCUUCUUGAAAUGUACAUGGGAAUAAGAGACCUCGAACUAGCUGCAACGAUGGUAGAAGCUGGGAAAGGCAAGAACAACCCAGAUGAGUUUGCCAUUGCCCUCGAUGAAGCUUUAGGAGACUUUGCAUUUCCAGACGAGUUUGUCUUUGAUGUGUGGGGAGCAAUCGGUGAUGCAAUGCAAGGACGACUUUAAUGAGCACCAGAAAACUUUGCCGGAGCACAGCAUCAGCUUUUCUGCGGGUGUAAAGCAUAUAGCUAUAGACAUGGCAUGGAAUACGGAAAGCACCUGAAUGUUCAGAAAUCUGGAUGAAGUAAGCUGUUACUGGAUGCCGAUACAAAUUCCUUUAAAAUAAAGCUGAGUUCAAGACUGCACUCAUGAAGCUUCAGGCUCAUAUAAGCACUUAAUCUGAAAUACUUUGCAAAGCUGUUUUAUCUGCAUAUUUACUUAUAUAAAUGAAUAUGGCUAGUGGUUAAAGAAGAGGGCAGGUUGACUAUCCAAUGAAAAUGGAGUAUGUCCAAUGAAAAUGGAGUAUGUCGGAAGGCAUGGUGCCAGUACCUGGUGAACCUGAGCAAAAUUUCAUUGGGUAUAUACUGUAUACCUUAUCCAUUAUUUUUCCCCAAUUACUCCAGUGGGUACAAUGCUGCAUUUCCUGCAUUUCCUUCCCCGAAACAGUACUUUGAGACUGUGAGGGUAGAGGAAAGAGGAGAGGCCAUCAUUGGUGGAGUGUAUGUUUUGCACCUCGUAAGCCAUUGGGACUUAAUUGGGAUUUUGGGAAAGCUGGGAAUGUCUACGGUAAGACAUGGACAACUGCUACCGCUACUGAGAUAUAUGGACUAUUAGUCUGACUCAGGAUAAGACAACUUCAUAUUUAUGAUACUGUACUGUAUAAGCAGGCAGAUCAAUUCUUUCACCAUGUUUUGUGGUGGUGUUAUUAUGGAUAUGAGUCUCAGAACUUUGGCACUUUCACAAAUGAUUUUUAAAGCAGUUUUGGCAUUUCCCGCUUCUGUAAAUCAAAUGGGAGAAACAACAGCUAUGGAUACAAUGUACUUCUCGUUUUACAAUGCCUUCUAGAUUCUCUUUCUGUAUCAAUGCCAUUCAAAGUGACACAUCCCAAAUUAAAGUUCAGUUUUAGUGUCACUUAGGGCAAUGAAAUCUUUUUUCCAUUUGUUAGUGCUGUGGAUGAGUGGGCUCAAUCGAAUGUAUGAGUACAAAAUGCUCUGGGAACAGUGUGGGGGGAAACCCCUUAAUUUUGAAUUUUUUUUGUUCUUGCAUGUUAGAAAAGUAAAGAAAACCUUAUGCUUUUGGGAAGCUUCACAAAUGUUUUGAGGCUUUACUAGUGAAGGGUAUCAAAGUGAAAUAUCUAAUCCAGGUAUGGUAUGUUCUACCAUAGAGUUCCACAAAACAACCUAUUUUAUGCUAUGCCCAUUUAUUUUGGACAAGUUGGAUACAGGGGAGGUUUCUAGGAAAUGUGUGGGACUGCUCUGUAGGUGAUUUUGAUUAUUCGAGAUACACUGUUGCAUGGAAGAUACAUUGAUUGCUUUAAAAAAGCAGAAGUAAUUUGUAACUAUUUAUUCAUGUGAUGAUGUUGCAAUAAUGGUGUAAAUAUCCUUAAGCUUAACCUUUGAUUUUUUUAAUAUACAGUCUUACCUCGGGUUACAGCCGCUUCAGUUUGCGUCUUUUCAGAUUGUGCUCAACGCUGAACCCGGAAGUACCAGAACGGGCUACUUCCAGGUUUCGGUGCAUGCGCAGGUGCAGAAGCGCUAAAUCGCUCUUUGCGCAUGCGCAGAAGCACCGAAUCGCAACCUGCGCGUGCACAGAUGCGGGUUGCGAACGCUGUGGGUUGCGAACGUGGCUCCUGCACAGAUCAUGUUCGCAACCCAAGCAACCACUGUAUGUGUGUGUGUGUGUGUGUGUGUGUGUGUGUGUGUCUGUGUGUAUGUGUAGUUUUUGUAAAUCUUGGAAUAUUGAGGAAUUGCUAAUGUGCCAAUGAUUGAAAAAGAAAGAAGACGAGAGAAAUGAGAGUAAUGAUACAAUAUGCUGAGCUUUAAUUAGAACGCAUCUCUUUGAGACCACAGAAACCUUUGAGCUGCACACAUUUCUUAUUAGGCAGAAUGAAAUAUUGCUAAUCCUGAGCUUUCUAUAGAGAAAAGGCUGUUUACUAAUAAAGGAUGUUUAGUCACAUAAGAAAUGAAUCUUGCAAAUAGAACUUUGCUACUAGUGAACAGGCUUCUUGGAAUGAUGGAAAGAGAUUGGGAAUAGAAAACCUCUUUUCCCCCACCUCUUGAAGCUGUUAAAGUGGUUGUCUUGUGCCAGAAGCUUAUCCUGUCUUUUACACCACAGAAAUGAAACAGAAAUGCAAAGCCAGUAAACUGAGACUCUGGGUGCUUCCAGAUGGGGGGCUUAAUAUUGCAAAUGGGUGUUCAGCAGCAGGUUUUAAAAAAUAAUUAUUAUUGGAUUUCCUGCAAAUGGAUGAAUCCAAAUUAACAGAAAAAAGGACUGGCAUUUGAUGCUGACAAAGUUGUAUGGACACUAAAACAAACAAACAAAC